Molecule: messenger RNA, 4150 nt
Organism: Durio zibethinus
Lineage: Eukaryota; Viridiplantae; Streptophyta; Magnoliopsida; Malvales; Malvaceae
Source: RefSeq, a predicted model, not a curated record
UCCCAAAUACGAAACAACUUCAAUUCAGUUUGUUUCUCUUUCUUUAAGGGGCUAUCAACCAUGCAUUUGGAAGUGGCUUGGUCACUUAAUUUUCCUCUUCAUGUUGCUGUCAUUCUCCUCUUGAGCUUCAGCAACCCAAAUCCUCAUUCCCUACUCGGUUCGACAGUCUUUCUAGGUAAUGCAAAUCAGUCAAAUGACACGGAUCGACAAGCAUUGCUCCAGUUCAAGGCCAAGAUAAUUGGUGAUCAGCUCGGGAUUCUGCAUUCAUGGAACAAUAGUGUCCAUUACUGCCAGUGGCAUGGCGUUACAUGUGGCCCUGGACAUCAAAGAGUGACCAAGUUGGAGUUGAUAUCACUAAAACUCAUGGGAUCAAUUUCACCAUUUAUUGGAAAUUUGAGCUUUCUAGAGGUGUUAAAUCUUCGAAACAAUGGCUUCAGUCAAGAACUCCCUCAAGAAAUUGGUCGCUUGGGCAGGUUGCGAGAAUUAGUAUUGCAUACAAACUCCAUAGGUGGUGAAAUCCCUUCCAAUAUAUCUGGUUGUUCUAAGCUCACGCGACUUCACAUACCGCACAACAAGCUAGUCGGAGAAAUACCUGCUGCCCUUGGUCACUUGUUAAAUUUGAAAGAAUUAGGGUUAAGUAACAACAGUUUGACAGGGAGUAUCCCUUCUUCCUUAGGGAACUUAUCAUCUUUAGAGAUAAUUUAUCUACCUCUAAAUAGAUUGACAGGGGCUAUUCCUGAAUCUCUUGGGCAAUUGACAAAGCUUACCCUCUUUGCAGCAGGAGCGAAUGAACUUUCUGGUAUUGUCCCUCCCUCAAUUUUCAAUCUCUCCAGGAUCAAAACGCUUGAUGUCGGCUCAAACCAGUUUCAUGGUAGCCUUCCCUCGGAUUUGGGAAUCACCAUGCCAUAUCUUGAAACAUUUCGUGCAGGUCUCAACCGACUCAGUGGACCAUUUCCUUUAUCAGUAUCCAAUAACUCAAACCUCAUAAAUGUAGAACUUUCAUUUAACAAUCUUACAGGAAACUUGCCUUCCUUUGAUAAAUUGAAUAAAUUACAGUGGUUUACCAUCACCGACAACCUUCUUGGAAGUGGGGGUAAAGAUGACAUGAACUCUCUCUGCACCUUCACGAAUGCUACUAGCCUACUGGCAUUGGAGAUGAAUGCCAACAACUUUGGAGGAGUGUUUCCUGAAUGCGUUGGUAACUUGUCAACUAAUCUCACAUUUUUGCUUUUGGACAACAAUAACAUAUCAGGAAGUAUCCCAGUGGGGAUUGGGAACCUAAUCAGCUUGGAGAUGCUAUAUGCAUGGAGAAAUCAACUAUCAGGUCCCAUUCCCUCUGUCAUUGGAAACCUUCAGAAGCUACAACAAUUGGACCUGGGGAUCAAUUCUAUCUCUGGGGUUAUUCCAAAUUCUCUUGGAAAUUUAAAGAUGUUGAACGAACUGCGUUUAAAUGACAACAAUCUCCAUGGUACCAUUCCUUUAAGUCUAGGGAAGUGUGAAUAUUUGGUUGGAUUGGAUCUCUCAAAUAAUAACCUUAGCGGCAAUAUACCCCCUGAAGUAGCAGGACUCUCAUCCUUGUCCAUUUACCUAGAUUUAUCUUCCAACCACUUAACUGGUGUGCUCCCUAUUGAAGUAGGAAAUUUGAAAAAUCUAGGUCAAUUUUCUGUUUAUCAUAAUCAACUAUCUGGUGUCCUUCCAAGCAGUCUCAGCAGCUGUUUAAAACUCGAGAAACUAUUGAUGAGCGACAAUUACUUCCAAGGGUCUUUUCCUUCGUCUUUCAGUUCAUUGAGAGGUCUUGCAGUUGUAGACAUUUCCCACAACAAUUUCUCCGGCAUGGUACCGACAGAUGGAGUGUUUAAGAAUGCUAAUGCUACAUCGCUCCAGGGAAACAAUAAGCUUUGUGGAGGCACACCUGAGUUCCACUUGCCCAGAUGUAACUUGAAAAGUGCUAAGAGCAGAUCAAGCAAAUUAACAAUUGCUAUUAUUUCUGGGCUUCUAGGACUAGGAGUAACUCUGGUAUUCUCUGUUCUCCUUGUUUUUCGGUAUAAAAAGAUAAGAAGCCAGCCUACAUCAACCUGGACAGAAAAUUCACUUUUAAAGUUAUCUUACCAAAGCAUUCUAAAGGCUACUGAUGGAUUCUCCUCAGCGAAUUUGGUAGGUGCAGGUAGCUUUGGUUCAGUAUAUAAGGGAAUUCUUGAAGAGAAUGGAAUUGUUAUUGCCAUCAAAGUGCUUAACCUUUUGAGUCCUGGAUCUUCUAGGAGUUUCAUGGCUGAAUGUGAGGCCUUGAGGAGUAUUAGACACCGAAAUCUUGUCAAGGUAUUAACAGCAUGUUCAGGUGUUGAUUACCAUGGCAAUGAUUUUAAGGCUCUGGUUUAUCAGUUCAUGGUUAAUGGAAGUCUAGAGGAUUGGUUGCAUCCUUCUUUCAAUGUUAAUGAGGUCAAGGAGUCACAAAAAAAAUUGAACUUUUAUCAGAGAAUGAAUGUGGCUAUUGAUGUUGCCUGUGCAUUGGAUUAUCUCCACCAUCAUUGUGAAACACCAAUUGUUCAUUGUGACCUCAAACCAAGCAAUAUUCUACUUGAUGAUGAAAUGAUUGGCCAUGUAGGUGACUUUGGAUUGGCAAAAUUCAUUUCAGCAAAUAUGCAAGAUUACUCUACAAGCCAGUCAAUCACCCUUGGAUUAAGAGGAACUAUUGGCUAUGCUCCACCAGAAUAUGGCUUGGGAAGUGAAGUGUCAACGGUUGGUGAUGUGUAUAGCUAUGGCAUCCUCUUGCUGGAGAUGUUUACUGGAAAGAGGCCCACUGAUGACAUGUUUAAAGAGGGUUUGAACCUUCACAAUUUUGUCAAGGCAGCUUUGCCAGAGCAAAUAGUUGAGAUCAUCGAUCCCAUUCUUCUUCAGGAAAGAGUUGCAGGAGAUACAACUUCCAACCAUACUUGCAGUGCAAGCAGCCAGAGAGAUCAUAACAUACUUGAUCAAUGUUUGAAUUCAAUAUUUGAAAUAGGAGUCACUUGCUCAGAUGAAUUUCCAACCAAGCGAAUGAACAUGAGUGAUGUUUCUUCCAAGCUUUGCUUUAUUAGAAACAAGCUUUUUCCAACUCAGUUACGUCAGAGAAGGCCAACUAGAAAUACAGUUCAAUCACCAGGCGCUUAAGGUUGAUGGCUUAAACGGAAGGUGCCAUUGUUAUUCACUUGUGUGGCUGCAAGCAAUCGCAGAGCUCUUUGUGGAGAUUAUCAGGUCCUGUAGUAUGCAGUUUGUUUAUGCUACGUCUUUUAUGUAAAUUGAAGUAAUUAUAAGAGCAGUAAAUUGUGGGAUAUGUAUUCAGUGAUAAUCUUUGAACAAAAUCUGUCUUAUUGUGCUUGUGCUAUAACUAAUUACAACCAUUUAUAAUUGAGAUAGAUUGCCUGUUUAACUCAUGUGCUAGGUUGCUUCCUGUCAUAAGUUCUUUGCAUGAUAUCUUGGAUUAAUUGUGUAAUGUCAAGGUGAGAAGAUUCUCCAACUUCAAGGGCCUUCUAUGCCAUUUCUUCAAGCUUUUUAGCUAUCUUUCGUCUCUCUUCCCCUUCCUCUGCUACUUCCAUCAGCCUUCCACAGCCUUUUUAACAUCUUCCUUCUUCACCAACACACCAACUUUCGCUUCUACUCCCCACCUCAUUGGCUCCUCUAUUCCAAUGCUUAAGCCAAUUUGAAGUAAUUGUACAACCAAUUUCUCAUUACAAAAUUGGUCUCCAAAUAGCGGCCAAGUUAUCAAUGGCACAUCAGCAGUGAUGGUUUCUAUUGUUGAAUUCCAUCCAUAAUGACCUAGGAACCCUCCAAUUGCACGGUGUGACAAUAUUACUAAUUGGGGAGCCCAACCCCGGAUCACAAGGCCUCUUCCUUUUGUUCUUUCCUCAAAACCAUCCUCCAAAAUCCACUUCUCUACUUCUGAUGAUGUUUCACUUCCUCUCAUAACCCAAAUAAAUGGUCUAUUCGAUGCCUCAAAGCCUAAGCCAAUCUCUAUUGAUUGUGAGGGUAUCACAUCAGAGAGGCUUCCUAGACAGGCAUAAAUCACACAGCCUGGUUCUCGAGAAUCAAGCCACGUCUGCCAUUGGUAUUCAUCAACUGAGGCUUUGUUGCUUCUCUCAGCCUUCUCCAAGCCGUCCUUAUUGCAUAAAGAAAC